AUGCCAGGAGUUUCGCCCGAUAAGGCUCCUGACCUUCAAUUUCAUCUGCGUGAACAAUAUGGCCUCUUCUGGCGCCGAAAAGUCCGCCUGCUCCUAGUCAUCGGCGAACCCGCCGAAAUCGCAGCCAUCGCCCCAGCCCUGGCCGAUCAGAAGUGGCUGGAAGGCCAAGGCACCGUCCUGCUAUGGGGCGGCAGCGCCCAGGCCAAACUAAAUCAAUCAUUCCCAAACCAAUGGAGCGGGCUGAGCCGCUGGCGCGCACUGGACGGUGUGGUCUGGGCACUGAAUAAAACCCAAACCGCCGACGACCCUGCAAUGAGCGCAGGUGUACGCGAGGUGCAGCGCCUCGCCAGUGGCCUGAAGUGGCAACUGCCGUUAUACCUCUGGCAGGUCUGCGAAAGUGAGUGGCCUCAAGACACGCGCACAGCCCGCCCAGUGGGCUGCCUGCUGCCCGAGCGCUUCACGGCGGCAGCUUUGGAAACUUCUCUGUCGCGCCUGCUGGAGCCUUUGCGUCGCGAGGGGCUGGCGCAGAUCAGUACCGUGAUGAAGCAUGACUUCCUGCUGCGCCUGUCCAGGGAUUUACAGGGCGAGGGCAUCGCCCGCUGGCGUCAUGCGCUGGCGCCUUUCGGCGAUACGUUUGCCCAUGAUGUGCCCCUGCGGGGCCUGUGGUUCAGCCUGCCGGUACAGCGCACGCCGCAUGAUAGAGAACAUGAUUGGUCAGUUGCCCCGGUGUGGCAUGGGGUAACCAACGAUAACGCCAGCGGCCGCCGGCUGGGCUGGAGCGCGCCGCGCGUCGGGUAUGCGCUGGUGUUGGGGUUGGCGCUGCUAUGGGGCGCCGGGUUGCUGCUGUCCUUCGCCAGCAACCGCGUACUCAUCGCCCAGGUACAAACGUCAUUGGCGGCGUUGCAGCAGUCGGGAAGCCCUGACGAGCAACUCAGCGCGCUCAACGAUCUGGUGCGCGAACUGGGGCGCCUCGACUACCGCGCCAAACACGGCACGCCUUGGUAUCAGCGCUUUGGUCUGAACCAGAAUCAAGACCUGCUCGCGGUGUUGUGGCCGCGUUACGUCGAAGCCAACAACCGCUUGAUCCGUGACCCGGCGGCCGCCCAUUUGCACCGCCAGCUCAACGCGUUGAUCAGUCUGCCCCCGGGCAGCGAACAACGGGCUGAACGUGCCCGGGAGGCCUACGAGCAGUUGAAGGCGUACCUGAUGAUGGCGCGCCCGGCAAAAGCCGACGCCACCUUCCUGGCCCAAGCCCUUGGAAAUGCCGAGCCGCUGCGCGAGGGUGUGUCGUCCGGCCUGUGGCAGGGCCUGGCGCCUAAUCUGUGGCGGUUCUAUGGCGAACACCUGUCGGCGCAUCCGGCCUGGGCGAUCCAGGCCGACCCGAAGCUGGUGGCUCAGGCCCGACGGGUCCUGCUCAGCCAACUGGGCCAGCGCAACGCCGAAACCCAUCUGUACCAGCAGGUCCUCGAUGCAGCAGCCAAUCAAUACCCUGAGCUGCACCUGCAAACCAUGACCGGCGAAACCGAUGCCACGGCGCUGUUCCAUACCGUGGCCAGUGUGCCGGGCGUGUUCACCCGCCAGGCCUGGGAAGGGCAGGUACGCCAGGCCAUCGACACUAUCGCCGAAGCACGCCGUGAAGAAAUCGACUGGGUGCUCAGCGACAACCAGACCGAAAUCGCCACCGAGCUGACCCCGGAUGUGCUCAGGGAACGCCUCGCCGAGCGUUACUUUCAGGAUUACGCCAGUGCCUGGCUGGACUUUCUCAACAGCCUGCGCUGGAACCAGGCCAGCAGUCUGAGUGAUGUGAUCGACCAGCUGACACUGAUGACCGACGUGCGCCAAUCGCCCUUGAUCGCGUUGAUGAAUACCCUGGCCUAUCAAGGGCAGGCUGGCACGCGCAGCCAGGCCUUGGCCGACUCGCUGGUGCGCUCCGCACAAAAGCUGAUCACGCAAGACGAAGUGCCAAUGAUUGACCAACUGGCACAAGCACCGCGUGGUCCGCUGGAUGCCACCUUCGGUCCAUUAUUGACCCUGCUCGGCAAAGACCCGCAGGGCCAGGCCGACAAUGAUCGGUUGAGCCUGCAAGCGUUCCUGACCCGCGUCACACGGCUGCGCCUGAAACUGCAGCAAGUGAGCAACGCUCCCGAUCCGCAGGAAAUGACCCAGGCGCUGGCGCAAACCGUGUUUCAGGGCAAAAGCGUGGACCUGACGCAAACCCAGUCCUAUGGCAGCCUGGUCGCGGCGAGCCUGGGAGCCGAAUGGAAUGGGAUCGGUCACACCCUGUUUGUGCAGCCGCUGGACGAAGCCUGGCAGCGAGUAUUGCAACCCUCGGCCGCAGGUCUCAACAGCCAGUGGCAGCGUGCGAUCGUGCGUGAUUGGCAGAGUGCCUUCGCCGGGCGCUACCCGUUUGCAGAAACCGCCAGUGAUGCUUCCCUGCCGAUGCUGGGGCAGAUGAUCCGCGCCGACUCCGGACGCAUUGAGCAGUUUUUGCGCAGCCAACUGAGCGGCGUGCUGCGCAAGGAAGGCAGCCGCUGGGUCGCCGACCCGCGCCAUAGUCAGGGGUUACGGAUCAAUCCGCAGUUCCUGGCGGCGAUCAAUCAGCUCAGCCACCUGGCCGACGUGAUCUACACCGACGGCGGCAUGGGGUUGAGCUUCGAACUCCAGGGCAAGGCCGCCCGGGACAUCGUGCAAACUACCUUCAUCCUCAACGGCGAACGGCACCACUACUUCAACCAGAAAGAAAGCUGGCAGCGUUUCAAUUGGCCUGGUCGCAGCGACUACCCAGGGGCGAGCCUGAGCUGGACCAGCAUCCACACCGGCGAGCGCUUGUUCGGUGAUUAUCAGGGCACCUGGGGCUUGAUCCGCCUGUUGGAGAAAGCCCGAAUCACCACCCUGGACGACGGUGACAGCCGUUACCGCAUGGUCCUGAAAGCGCCUGACGGCCUGAACCUGACCUGGAACCUGCGCACCGAACUGGGGGCAGGGCCGUUGGCGUUGCUCAAGCUGCGUAACUUCACAUUGCCGCCGCAGAUAUUUCUCAACGAGGGCGCCGUUGCAGAGCCCUAUGCACAGAACGGAGGCUUUGAA
Mesorhabditis spiculigera is the source of this 3087-nucleotide messenger RNA. The record is from the annotation of a GenBank genome assembly. Lineage: Eukaryota; Metazoa; Nematoda; Chromadorea; Rhabditida; Rhabditidae.